Molecule: messenger RNA, 1002 nt
Organism: Mirounga angustirostris (Northern elephant seal)
Lineage: Eukaryota; Metazoa; Chordata; Mammalia; Carnivora; Phocidae
Product: rho GTPase-activating protein 20-like
Exons: 4
Coding region: 69-650 (193 amino acids)
Biological process (GO): signal transduction
Molecular function (GO): GTPase activator activity
Source: RefSeq, a predicted model, not a curated record
AUGUUGUUCUCUUGCGAUACCUUUUUGGAGUGCUAUACAACAUUGAGCAACAUUCCUCAUCCAAUCAGAUGACAGCUUAUAAUUUAUCCGUUUGUAUGGCCCCAAACGUUCUUUACCCACCUGAUUCCGGCACCUUGGAAUUGGAAUACAACUUGAUAAGAAAGAUUUGUUUUGUACAAUUUCUCAUUGAAAAUUGCCUCAGGAUAUUUGGAGAAGACAUCACUUCCCUCUUGGGCGAGAACUCAAUGAGUCGUGCUAACAGCGAGAAGGCUGCAGACUCCGGCCCUAUGACUGUGACAAGCCGUUCUUUCAGAGCCAGGGCCUUUUGUCGGGGUUGCAGCACUUGCAGGCACACCCAGUGCACAGCCCCACCUUCCGCAAAGCCAGUACAGCUCUUUGGAGUUUCGCUCAUGGAUAUGUGUUAUAAAGACAACCUUCCCUUCCCAAUUCUGGAUAUGCUUUCCUUUAUUAAUCAAAAAGGGCCCCUCACAGAAGGCAUAUUCAGCAAAUCAGCCAAUAUAAAAUCCUGCAUGGUCCUAAAGGAGAAACUAAAUUCUGGGGUCAAAGUGAACCCGUACAGCGAAUCUGUUCAUGUGGUCGCAUCCGUCUUAAAGGUAGGGAAGGUUCUAGCAUUAUCCACACACGAGUAACUGAAGCUAUGAGGCACACUUUAGUCCUUCAACAAGACUCCUCAAGAACCAUAAAGGGCAUAAUAGAUUAAGAACCUGACAAGCUAAAAAACCCUUGAGAAAAUCAAAAUUUAAGGAAGCUACUUUAGGAUUUAAAAGCCCCAUGUAUUAGAAAUACUUUGUUUUCACUACACACCGCCCUCCCCACUUUCACUCCUAAAGACUCCAUGCAAAAUACUAAUACUGAAAUGACUACUAGUCAUGAUAAUAAAUUUCAAAAUACGCACCGAUACAUACACACUGUUUACCCAUGCAAACAUCCUCACCCCCCUCCUAAUGAAGGCAAACUUUCCAAAAGAAAUAGAACAGGGAA